GAGCACGCGGUGCGGCGCGACCUCGCCGCGGCGCACACGCUCUCCCACCACUUCAAGUUCGAUGAGCUGACCUGGAACCACAUCUCGGCAAGGCUCCCGUCGGGCGCGGGCUUCCUCGUCACUCCGGGCGACGCCCUCUUCGACGAGGUGACGCCGCUCAACCUGUCGCUCUCCUCGCCGCAAGCCGUCAACGUGACGGCCGACGUGAUCCACUCCGCCAUCUACGCGGCCCGGCCGGACGUGCGGGCGAUCGUGCAUCACCACACCCCUGCCGUGGUCGCGGUGUCGUGCCUCGAGGGGGGGCUGCAGCUGCUCACGCAGGACGCGGGCGCCUUUGUCGACGCCGUCGCCUACCACGGGUGGGAGGGCGUCUCGGACGACUAUGACGAGAAGGCGCGCAUCGCCGCUGCGCUCGGCCCGAUUGCGCACACGCUGCUGAUGCGCCACCACGGCGCCGUCACCACCGGCAGAACGGUGGCGGAGGCGUGGGUGCGGUACUACUACCUCGACCGAAUGUGCGAGGUUCAGUGCCGCGUC
Emiliania huxleyi CCMP1516 is the source of this 537-nucleotide messenger RNA. RefSeq lists its product as hypothetical. The transcript has a single exon. The record is from RefSeq and is a predicted model, not a curated record. Gene Ontology annotation, cellular component: cytoskeleton. Gene Ontology annotation, molecular function: actin filament binding. Lineage: Eukaryota; Haptophyta; Isochrysidales; Noelaerhabdaceae. The annotation marks the transcript as partial.